Messenger RNA from Paramacrobiotus metropolitanus, 1239 nucleotides. RefSeq names its product translation initiation factor IF-3-like. Gene Ontology annotation, molecular function: ribosome binding; translation initiation factor activity. Gene Ontology annotation, cellular component: mitochondrion. The record is from RefSeq and is a predicted model, not a curated record. The coding region runs from base 296 to 1060 and encodes 254 amino acids. NCBI's taxonomy places the organism in Eukaryota, Metazoa, Tardigrada, Eutardigrada, Parachela, Macrobiotidae. Gene Ontology annotation, biological process: mitochondrial translational initiation; ribosome disassembly. The transcript has 3 exons.
UUGAUUGUUGCGAAAUGUACUAGUAUGGUUUCUUCUUGUUCUUAAAAAUUUUACGAUAAAUUUUGGCGUGGUACGCUUGCCGUGGGUAAAUUUUUUAUGGAUUGCGCUAUAGUCUGUCAGGUAUCGUUAGUUCUUAUCAGAAUCCAGUGCUUUUGCGCACUUUCGUUCGGAGGGACGUGGGAAUACGUUUUGCCUGGAGCCUGCAGGAAUCAGAUUUUGCAAAGAAUUCUGGUAGCGCAUCGAUACGUGGAACCUACGAAUCCCUGCUUCGCCUGAUUUCCAGCGUUUGCUGAGGAUGCAGCUCCGAAAUUUUUGUAGGAUAGUAUAUCCGCCAUGCUGGAAUUUUUUUCGACCAAAUUUGAUGCUCGUUGAUCCCUUAUUAGCGCCAGGUACAGCGUUGUUACUGACUCGCGGAUUGCAAUCGAGCAGUAUAGUCAUGAAAAAGAAAAACAUCCUGUCGGAUCCCUUGCCUCCCAUACGCGUUAAAGACGCUGAUGUGAAAGUAUUAUUACUCGGUGUGGACGAUAGUACGAUUGGCGUGAUGAAGAAAUCCGACGCACAGGCACGUGCCAAAAAGGAAGACUUGAAAGCAGUAAAUAUCAAAGAGUAUCCGGCACUACAGGCCGCGUUGGACAGACCGGCGAUUUAUCCUGUUUACAAACUGAUUUCCGGUGAUGACUUGCACAAGAUACAAUUAGCGGAUCGUGACAGGAGGAAAGCUGAGAAGAUAGUUCGUGAGAAAAUAUUACAGUUAACCAGCACCGCGACGGACCAUGAUAUUUUGACCAAAAUCAAGCAGGCUGAAGAAUGGCUGACCAAGGGCGAUAAUGUUAGGGUGGUGAUUCUGGGUAAACCCGACGUCAAAGCACGCAUGGGUCAGAUUUAUGAACUUGUGUUAAAGCAGUUGAAAACACUUUACCAUCCCGUGGUUGCGGAUUUAUCCAAAACUGAGCGGAAUAUUCGAUGCCUUUUGAAAUCAGUUGCAGUACCAGAAGACUCGAAGAUUCCGACCGAAGAAAAUCAGAAAGAGACCAAAGAAGAAGUACAGAUAACUGGUUGAAGUGCUCUUAUCUUGUAACUGUAGAAAAAGCCGUGUUUUUCAUUGGGUUGUAGUUAAAGGAAUGAAUAACAACAAACAGCACGCUGGCAUUUCAGAAUUUGAUCGCCAUUACGCUACAUGAAUGUACUGUUUUGGCCGUUUAAUUAAUUGUAAGCAUGACUACUGUAUUAAAAGUUUAA